Messenger RNA from Pocillopora meandrina, 1314 nucleotides. The record is from the annotation of a GenBank genome assembly. NCBI's taxonomy places the organism in Eukaryota, Metazoa, Cnidaria, Anthozoa, Scleractinia, Pocilloporidae.
UAUUAUCUCUUUAUCUUUGACAGCAGUGAUGGUAAGUGGCCGUUACGUAAUAAUUCAAAAUGGGCGCAUUCCUCCGCAGCCCGUUUUGAUGGAACACUGCUGUUUGAUGGUUGGGGGAACGACUGGGAUAUUUCUGUUAAAUGCCGGCCACAUUUCAAUCAAAGUAAGAAAAGUAAAAAGUGGCGAAAUAUUAAAGAAGUGUAUCCUGAUGCCAAGGUGGAGACAAAACAUAACGACACCCGGCUGACGUUGCCAGUGCUUGGACAAAGUCUCGAAGUGGCAGCCUUUGGAAUUCCAGGAAAAGAUGACCAGAAGCGAAUGCAAAUGGUGAUCUUUGGGAAGGAGCCAACCAAAGCCUGUGACUGGGAUAUCAGAGUUUAUCUGAUAGAUGACUCCGAAAUGGCGUUCAAGGUAACACAUUUACUCCUGAUCUGCAUUCUACCAAUUUUUAUUUUUUUAUUUUUUUAAUAGGAUUAAAGGUUAAGUCAAAAAAAGGAAAAAAAAAAGAAGAGAAACUAAAUAAGAAGAAAAGAAAGAUUAUUAUCUCAAUUUUUCCAGCAUUUUUCUCCUAAUUUAGCUUGCUCUUUGCUGGAAUAAGUUGGUUUAAUAGUUUUUGUACAUGUUUGUUUGACUUGUUUCUUUGUUUACUUUGUCUGUUGAGACUGUUAACCUUUUCCCUUUUAUUCAAUUUACAGCAGAUUUGCAAGAAAGGAGAAGAUGAAGAAAUGAAACUUUUGACAACACUGUCCAGCUUGUUUGUAUCCAACAGUGAGAAAGAUAUCAGCAUAGAGGUUACUGCCGUGGCUUCAGGGUGGCACAUCAUAGGGGACUAUAAGAAAGUAAGUUACUCUAUAGAGGGCGGGUGUGUUGUUGGAUAGUAUGACUUUCAAAGAUAUCUGACACUAGAAAUAAGAGUUGUUUUGAUGGUAAAACACGCCCUUCAGCAGCAGUUAGUGCCUACCAAAGCAUUAAUUUUAGGGCUCUGAUUCCAAGAUUCUGAACUUUCAUAUAAUUCCUUAGACGAUAGCUUCAAGAAGUGCCUGGAAUUCCCAAGAAAAUGCGACAGAUUUUCCCCGUUGUGAUUUUUCUGUGAGUCACGAUGAUUUAAAAGAACAGCAGUUCUUCUGUAAAAUGAGAGCAACACACGAAAACGACAGUGCUGGCAACGAGAUUGUGGCCUUUUUCCAACAGGUAAAUAAACUCAUCAUAAUCUUUACUUUAUUCAAGUUGUAUCUUCACGGUUAUCGUAAUGCUAUCGACUUCACGAAGCAAUUUACAAAGAAGAAGCCAAAGUUUAAAUUACUGGCUAGAUAA